AGAUUUCUGGAUAGACUUGUCUACAAGAAUCCAAAAAAGAAAGAUCAAGGUACUAUUUACUGGAUUUACUGUAUGCAUGAUGACUGCCUGACUGGUCGUAUUAGACGAAUCACAUUUUUAUUGAUAUAUUUUUAUCCUUGUUUAGACCACGGCGGUUCACUUAUGCAGGUAAACUCACAAUAUAUACAUAUUUAAGUACUGGUAAUUUUUUUCCAAAUCCUUACUAUGGAAAUAGCAUGGAUCUUAGUUGAAAAUAGUACAAUGGAAAUCCGAUUUUCAUACUAAUUGCAAUUUUCAUACUAUGGAUAUAGUAUGGAAAUAAUAUGGAUAUAGUAUGGAAAUAAUAUGGAUAUAGUAUGGAAAUAAUAUGGAUAUAGUAUGGAAAUACUAUGGAUAUAGUAUGGAAAUACUAUGGAUAUAGUAUGGAAAUACUAUGGAUAUAGUAUGGAAAUAAUAUGGAUAUACUUACGCGACACAUUCAUGUCAAAUAUCGAAAUAAAUUAAGAAUAUAAUUCAAGAAAACAAAAGUUGGCGUCUCACUCGUUUGAAUAGUAGUAGUUCAAGGGCAUUGUUGAUGGAAAUUAUCGAGUGGAAUUUUUAUGUACUAUUUAAAACAUGAGCAGCAGUGUUUUAUCAGAUAUAAAGAUACGAGGCGAAGCCGAGUAUCUUUAGGUCUGAUAAAACACGCACUGCGAAUGUUUUAAAUUGCUUCAAAAAUGAUCGAUCUAGUAAGUUCAAUUGGCGAAGUAAUUAAAAAAAAUACGUUGUGUAAGUCGAGAAAAUCAAAGUUAAAGUUUAUGUAAAUCAAGGGAAAUCUCUAUCAUGCACAUAUAAAGAUACGACACGCUUAUGAUUUUUCUUUGUGUUUUCCUCAUGAAUUAUUAAUGAUUUUUGAAAUGCAUUUAUUAGACCUAAUCAGGAACAGUUGCGAAAAAUGCAACUUUAGGUCCCUGGCAGGAAUCGAACCUGCGGCCCUUUCGAACUCGACAACUGGCCUCUGUAACUUAAUUAGUUCGAUUCCUGCCAGUGACCUAGAGUUGCAUUUUUCGCAGCUGUUUUUGGUUAGGUUUAAUAAAUGUAUACAAAAUUUCCACUCCAUGAUUUCCAUCUACAAUACCCAUCGAAUACAAUGGCCUUUUUAAACAUAGUUAUUCUCUAUUUUUACUAGCCCAAGACAGUUUCUCAAAGACAGUUUGAACAACCAGGUAUAUAAUUACCAUUUCAGUAGCCAUUUUUGAAUGACACAUACAAUAUUAUUGCAUCUGGAUAUUUAAUAAGAAGACUUGGAUUUCUCUUAAUGGAGUCAAAUUUGGCUUGGAAAAACCCAUGUUACAAUAACGAUUCCACAUGCACUGUUGAGAACAACAAGCAAUAUUUGAUAAGAUAAUUUUAACAUAAGAUAACAACAGUUUGUACUAAAUUUUUUUCCAGUCAACACCGCUGCAUUUUUGAAUAAGAAGGAAGAAGGUGUUCGUGAAGACGAGAUGUUCUUUUAUAGGUAAAGUGACUUUAUUAUAACUGAAAAAUAAUGAACAAGGUAACGUAGAUACUUUACUAUAUAGUAACAGAGAAAUAUCGGACCGAGGACUAUUUUACAGAGCGAGCCGGUAGGGCGAGGUUUGCAGAAAAAGACCGAGGUCCGAUAUUUCUCUGUACAUACCGAGCAAGCGAGGUUAAUAAAAAGUUUAUUACAUGGCAUUUAUACUCGAAACAAACAAAAAGUGCAUGAUUUGAAUUGCAUAAUUAUUAAUAGCGUGGUAAACAUUUUUAGUCGAAGAAAACAAAAAAUACCAAUGUAUUCCUUUUUUUCCACUAAAAACCAUUCGAAGAUAUCUCGUUAAUAACAAAUUAAAUUAUAAUUUUCCCGCCGAUCCAUUACGGGAAAAUAAUGGACCGCUGAAAGCGCUUCUCAGCCAAUCACAGUUCGCCUUUUCACCGGAAAUGAUGCUUGCCAUAUAAUAAAUACAGUUAAUAAAUUACAGUAAUUUAGACCAAACCAAAGGUCGCGAUUUCGAUUCCCACCGCGGCCAAGCAAACUUUUCAGCUUGCCCGGUGUGAAUACACUCAGAGCAACAUCACAAACAUAUAAAUUACAGUGAGGUUGUCCUCUAAGUUGAAAACUCCUCUGAAGUUGAAAAGCUCGACCUCCUAACGCGAAAAGCACAGCCGGGGCCAGUUGUAUUAACAAGUAGUUGAAGUUAACUAUACACAACGGGUAGUUAAAAGUAGUUAAGCCUUUCAUACAACCGACCCCAGACGUUUUUACGUGUUCUUUUUAUAUGCAAAAUAUGCACCAUUUGGAACUCAACAUACAAACAUUUAAGAUAUUUCAAACGAAAAGAGGAAGAAGAGAAAAAGAAUAAUAAUAAAGUUGAGAAAAACGACGAGGAUGAAAAAGAAGAUGAGACACUAGGUAAGUCAAGUUUGAAUUUAUUUGCGAGUUGUUACUGGUGCAUUGUUUAUUGCAAAUGCCGUUCACUUCUAUGACUCUGGUUUGUUUGUUGCAAUGCGUUUGUUUUCGUCAUCAUUAUAAUUUUGCCUCGGUCGCAUAUGAGAAGAGUACUCUCAGUUUGACUCUGUAUCCGACAGCGCAGAGAUUUUCUACUUUGAAUUGUUUAUUGAUUUUCGCACUCAUUGGUGAGCGGAUGUCCCAACAGGCUAUUGCCAAACCAUGUACUGAUGCCAAUGUACUGUAAAGGUAUAGCACUAUCUUUCUCCUCAAUUAUUUGAAGACCUUGAGUAGAGGUCCGACCAAGGAUAGAACCUGGGUCUCCCAGCUUGAAAAGCAAGCGUGGUGACCACCACAUCACGAGAGCUUUGGUUUCCGCGCUCUCCUCAUGCAUGUAGUAGCGCUGGACCAUUGAGGGAUGGGCCAUGCUUAACCUAUAUAUUAUAACCAGGGUCAUUACUACUUUUUGUGCCUGCAAAAAUGCAUCGUAUUUUAGGUUUAAGAGCUAAGUAUUUUUAUUAUAUAGUGUCUAUAGUAUUUUUAAGUACAGUAUGUACUUAAAUUAUUAACGACGCCUGAGUACAACCGCGCAUGGGACCUCUAGGGAGAACAUUUUGAAACUGAUUUAUAUCUUUCCUAAUCCAUGUUAGAUGAAUUUGGUGAGGACAAUGUCGCAAUGGAUUUUGCCGGGUAAGUAUAAUGCAUUAAUAGGAAAAUACUUUCUAAUUGCAAACCUUAUAAAUAAGGCUAAAAUUCAUUGCCGCCCAUAUGUAAUGACAAAUUAUUGGUUUUCUUGACGAAUCUUCUCCUGCAUGUUGUAGCUAGUCAUGCUAGCUUUUGAAGAAGGGAAACUAACUCGAGUUGUUGGUGUCUACAGUUUACAAGAAAACCGUCCACGUCUGUUCAGAAAUGUGUACAUUUCAUUCUUCUCGUAAACAAAUGUAAAAAUCCCUUAGAAAAUCUUGUCAAGGAAAAAAAUGUUUACUGUACGAAGUGCUACAAACCAACUUGGCACUUGCCAAGGAAACAUGUUCUUGGGGAUUUCUCACGAAUUGUGUGGAAUAUUUAUUGGCACUUGCUCAAGUGGCCGUCUGCAUUAGGUGUAAGUCCGGAUGAUGGCCGUUAUGUACACGGACGAUAGUUGCUGGUAGGACAAUAUAGGACAAUAAAGCUAACCCAUUUAUCAUGCAUUUUUCUUUUCUAAAAAGAGAGUUCGAAAAAUCCCAGACAAGCAAACCAAAGAAGAGGAGAGAAGAUGGGGACUCUGACGAGGAUAUGUCAGACGAUGAAGGUAUAUUAGGGAUAUACUAGGAUAACAUGGGCCAUACAAAACUAUUAUAUGUUUUAUCGCCAUGCAAACAUACAAAGAACUUAUGAGCCAUACAGUCGCAUAUAAGUUUUACUAUCAAGCAAAAUUAAACGCCUGAUAUGAUUAGGUCAGAAAAAUCAACCCCAAAUUGAGUUUCAAACACUAGUUAACAGUUUACCACAGUGAAAACUAUUACUACCACUACUUCAUUACUACCUCAUUAUUUACUUACUACCUCAUUAUCUACUUCAGAAAAGGAUUAUAAUGAGAAAAGGAUUAUAAUUUAUUUUCACCAUGUAUAUUACGCCCUUACGAAUGACGUCACAUAAUUUUACAUAAUUGUUUUCCAUUUUGGGUGGCAAAUAUUUCAAGCUAAAUAAAAACGUGCACAGCAUCAAAUCGUGUAUUUUUUAAUAGAGUUUGACUACAAUGAUAUGCAGUUCUCAGAUGAUGAGAUUGAUGCUUCAGAUGGUAAGUUAGAUGGUUGGGCUGUAAGUUAUAUUAAAUUUUUAAUAUUAAGUUGAAGUUUUUAUACAAUAUUCAAGAAUGUUCUGUGUUGUUAUUUUGUACUUAGACGAACAAGAAAAGUACACUGAGAAAGACUAUGAAAAGGUAAGUGCAUCUCCGAAGGAGGGGGAGUUUGCGAGAACUACUUUUGGAGGAGAGGCUUCACACAAUUUCGAAUUAUAUCGUAAUAAAGUUUGAGUUGUGAUUGCAUGGGUCAAGGCCGAGUUAUGGUGACUGGUUGCAGGAGGUAUCCGUUUGCGACUCUAUACUUUUGUGUGCGAGGUCACUCAUUUGCAUCUGUGAGAAACACAAAAUCGCCGACAAAAUUGCUAGUGUGAACCAGGCUUUACAGUAUAGUACCUAAAUCCACGUCUGGCGGCUUGCUUACGACCAGCAAAUUGUAUCGCCCGUAGCUCUAAUAAUUGAUGUUGUCUAUAUAUAUUUCAAAAGAAUAAAGGUUACACAAACAUGUUCCGAAUGCUUUUUCAGGCUUUACUAGAGAAUCUUAGUUCAGAUGAAUUUAGUGAUCAAGAUGAUGAGCUUUCUACACCCAAGAAGAAAAAGAAACUAGAGUAAGUCUGUACAUUUUGUCAAGAUAUAUUAAGAUCUUCGAUGUUUAAGUUCAUUUCGUAAUGUUGUCACUCCAAUAUCAUAUCCAAGUCUUCUCGACACUUUGAAGUGGUCCAUCUAUCACUGAAUUGACAAAAAGUAACCAAAGAUUGAGAUAUCACGAAAUGCCGACCCGCUGCACUUCGCGGAUUGAUUAAUACUGUACGUGCUUACUCCAUAUAGGACCUAACUUGUUUUGUAUCACAAAUAAUAAAAUAUUUUUGUGAAAAAUUAGUAUAAAUUGAAGAUUUGGAUUCUGUAAAUGUGAAGAACAGAAUCUGAAACGGCCUUCAUGCGCAUUUGUUUUAAACGUUUAUUUAAGCUGGAGUAAUACCAGCAACAAAAUUGCUGCAACUUAAGGUGGCUCCAUACAGUUCCGUAGUAUAAAUACCUUAUUGCGUAAAAAUUUCAAUUUAUAAAUUGUAUUACUCCAUCUAUUAAUUUUAAGCAUUCCCAAGUAUAAAUUAAGUAUUUGGUAGAAAAAAUUGCAAUAUUCUUGAACAUAAUAUUGUUUCCAUAGUAACAGUAGCCUCGCCAAAUAUGGUAUUUUUUGCUAUUUUAAGCAGGUUUUUAUUCUUUAUUUUCCGAAUAUUGCCGGUGACCCCCAAUUUUUAACUGCUGUAUAGCUUUCACUUUUAAUACGGAAUCUUAUCCCUGAAAAUAAAAAAGUUCUGUAGAUUAGAAUAGCCAGAAUAAAAAAUUGCGGAUUUAAAGUUUUCCAAUCUACAGAUUUUUUUAAAAUUUUGAUAUUCUAUUUGUUUUAAAAGAAGUUAUCGUUGUGCAAAAUUUCAUCACAUGUCACCGUGCAAAAUUUUGAAUUACACCGUUUUAUUGUGGUAUCUCACUCGCUCGGCCGAAAGUUUUUCGAGCUCUGCAAGAUCAAUGAAUUGACAUGCGCGUACAUGUUUUCGCAGGCGCAUCUCCAGAAAAACACGCACAAAAAGGUUUUUAGUCUCAUCGAAAUAUCAAAUAUAUGUUGUGUUUUCUUGCUUAGAAAUGCAAAUAUCUUUAGUUUUGCAUGCUAACUCGGGAUAACGCCAAGAAAACAGGUGAUUGUGUCGUUUGGUAUAAGAUAUGUGUGACAUGUAUGAACUUUUUGGCUUCUCUACAUAGUUUUAUAUUCGUUUACAGUCGUAACUUGUGUGUUUUCAUGUUGUUGUUGACAAUUUAAAACAGUUUGAGCCGGCGUAUGAUGCUGUUUGACUGAAUUCCUUUGCUGUUAGUGACACUUUGAAUACAUUUACCAGUUGUAAGUACAAAAAACUCUGGAUAUGAACUUAUAAAACGUCAAAUAUUGGAGUAAAAAACGUUUUGCCGGUCGGGCCGAUCGCCGGUUUUCACAAGAGUUUGAACGUUAAACAUUGCAUUUUUUACCUUAAAAUGUAUUCUAAAAAGACUAGCUAUUCAAUGUUCAGGGCUAAAUCAGGACGAAGUUUGUUCUUUGAGAACAAAUGAGAACAAAAAAGAUCGAAACAUCAAAAUAAUCAUGACUUGUGGUUCGGAUUUUAGACUGAAAAAGUUUUAUUUAUUUUUGCAUAUAUUUGUAAUAUUUUCGCGCGAAACUCAAGAUUAGGUACCAGUCCCCCGAUGAUGAAAGUGUAUGGAGCCACCUUAAUUGCUUGCAACAAAAUCUGAUUUCUACGGUUAAUUGAAAAUGUUUAUACACAUAAACUACAAGUCACGAGGCAACAUGUGUUGACAUUUCCACUUAACAUGCGUUAAAAUCAGAUUGUGUUGCAAGUUUCAGCAAUUUUGUUGGCUGUAUUACUUCACCUUUGAAUGUUUGUUCAAUUGUUUCGUAGGUCUACGGAGGAUGCAUCCAUGUUCGCUGAUGCAGAGGAGGUA
Molecule: messenger RNA, 6719 nt
Organism: Paramuricea clavata
Lineage: Eukaryota; Metazoa; Cnidaria; Anthozoa; Malacalcyonacea; Plexauridae
Source: the annotation of a GenBank genome assembly